CGUCAUGAACACACUCCUACCUCCCUGUCAACUGCACUGUGGUGAAAUCUGAGCUCCGGACGGAUUGUUUCCGCUUACUUCCCUCUCCUCGCCUACUACGCUAGUAGCAACAGGCAUGCUACUAUCAGAAGUAAACUGCAGAAGCAGCUAAACUUGAAGACGUUUUUUUUUUUCCCUCUGUCAUCAUGGGUGACUCGGACGCUGCCAGGGCCUUAACUCGCAGGAGGAGGGCGACUUUGGCGGCGGGGAGAAGUGCGAGUUUGCUGCCGAUGGACGGGAGGUCCGCAGCGGUGUGUCAGAACUCAGUGGCCGCUGAGUUUAGCAGGGAUGGUGGUCAGGGAAAACGAGAGCGUUCACUGGAGACAGUAAGGUCUAAAUCAAAGAGUGAGAAAAAGAAACGCAGGAAUGAAAUAAGUGACCGACUGAGCUGUCAUAAGACACAGCAGUCCCUGCUGAGUUCAGCCAGUGGUUACAGUAACUACAGAGGAGUCCUCAACUGGUGUGUGGUUAUGCUGGUACUAAGUAAUGCUCGCCUCUUCUUAGAGAACUUGUUAAGGUACGGUAUUCUGGUGGACCCUAUUCAGGUGAUUUCCUUGUUUCUGAAUGAUCCCUACAGCUGGCCAGCAGCAUGCCUGGUGAUUGUGUCCAACGUGUUCAUUCUGGUGGCUCUCUACACAGAAAGGCAGCUGUCAAAGGGUUCAUUCAGUGAACUUGUGGGAUUUCUGGUUCAUUGCACUAACAUGGCAGUCAUGCUUACAUUUCCUGCUGCAGUGGUCCUAUUGGUCCCCUCCGUGACCCCAGUUGGUGGUGUGUUCGUUCUUGGUACUUACACCAUCCUCUUCCUAAAGCUGUACUCUUAUAAGGACGUCAACAUGUGGUGCAGAGAGCUGAGCACUGUCAAGGCCAAGAAACUGGCCAGGUCGCUGUCUUGUCCCUCAGGACAACACCUCAAUGGAGGCGACCGACAGGUGUGUUACCCUGGCAACCUCACAAUCAGAGACAUGUACUACUUUGUCUUUGCUCCGACUCUGUGCUACGAGCUCAACUUUCCUCGCUCGCCUACUAUUCGCAUGAGUUUCCUGCUGAGGAGACUGUUUGAGAUGCUGUUCUUCACCCAGCUGCUAGUUGCUCUCACUCAACAGUGGAUGAUUCCUAUCAUUCAAAGCUCCAUGAAACCAUUAGAGGACAUGGAUCUUUCCAGGAUGACUGAGAGACUUCUAAGAUUAGCUGUUCCUAAUCAUUUGAUGUGGCUCAUGUUUUUCUACUGGUUCUUCCACUCGUCUUUAAACUUCACUGCUGAGCUGCUGCGCUUUGGAGACAGACAGUUCUACAAGGACUGGUGGAACUCUGAGUCAGUGACAUAUUUUUGGCAGAACUGGAACAUCCCUGUACACAAGUGGUGUCUACGCCACUUUUACAAGCCGCUGCUGAGGAGAGGAUUCAGUAAAAUAGUCAGCCAAUCAGCUGUCUUCUUCUUGUCGGCUUUCUUCCAUGAGCUUCCAUUAGCCUGGUUUGUUGGUCACUUCCUACGUGGUAACUACAGCAACGCUGCAGUGUGGAUGUCGAUCAUCAUUGGUCAGCCAUUUGCCGUCCUGAUGUACGUCCAUGACUAUUACGUCCUGCACUACAGACAGACUGACUGAUAUGUACACACACACACACACACACACACACACACUUACUUGUACAAAACCCCUUACACAAAAAUCUACUUUUUCCUAAUUGGACUCUACUUUUUCCCUCCCAGUUGGGAGAAAGUCGCCAAUUAACAGGUCUUUAGUCUGAAAUGUGUCCCUAAAUGUAGACUAUGUUGGACCACAAUCAUACAUACAUAUCUACCAUCUAUCCUUACUUUGCUUCAUCCUUUAUGUCUCUCGACAG
Molecule: messenger RNA, 1881 nt
Organism: Morone saxatilis (striped sea-bass)
Lineage: Eukaryota; Metazoa; Chordata; Actinopteri; Moronidae
Gene: dgat1b
Product: diacylglycerol O-acyltransferase 1b
Biological process (GO): triglyceride biosynthetic process
Cellular component (GO): endoplasmic reticulum membrane
Molecular function (GO): diacylglycerol O-acyltransferase activity
Source: RefSeq, a predicted model, not a curated record